Gymnodraco acuticeps is the source of this 132-nucleotide messenger RNA. Its product is annotated as myelin transcription factor 1-like. The record is from RefSeq and is a predicted model, not a curated record. Lineage: Eukaryota; Metazoa; Chordata; Actinopteri; Perciformes; Bathydraconidae.
AUGAAGCUGUGUCGCGCGUUUCUAGAGAAUGAGUUCCGGGGCGAGCUGGUGAACCAGCGGUGGACACGAGGCGAGAGGACCAGCAGCCGCUGCCAGGCCUCCCAGAGACUGCAGAGCCGUCGACCAAUCAUG